This is a messenger RNA of Porites lobata, 2000 nucleotides long. Lineage: Eukaryota; Metazoa; Cnidaria; Anthozoa; Scleractinia; Poritidae. The record is from the annotation of a GenBank genome assembly.
AUGUCUGAAGGGUUUCCGAAACUCAGUGAUGAGUUAAGUAACAGAGAAAAGGCGCUGGUUGUCGUUGAAACAUUUUUAUAUUCGCUGAUAAUUUUGGUUUCAAUAAUUGGUAAUUCCUCUGUGCUUCAGGCAAUUUACAGAAAUUCUCAGCUUCGAACGAUUCCUAACUACUUCAUUGCAGCCUUGGCAGUGUCUGAUAUUCUUCUUCCACUUGUAACGUCCCCGCAGACCAUUGCAGUGAUAGCGGUUGGACGCUGGCCAUUUAACCACAACGUCUGUCAAGCUCAGGGAUAUUUUGUGAUUAUAUUUGCCUGUACAUCUUUGCUGAUCCUUACACUGACAGCCAUAAAUCGAUUUUAUCGAAUAGUGCGAACGAAACAUUACCGACGUAUUUUCACCAAGGGGAAGACCGUAACCAUGAUAGGACUUUGUUUCAUUUUGGCUUGCUUGGAGCCAAUUCCUUACUUCUCUUUCGAAAAACGCUAUGUUUUUCAUCCCGGAAAGAUGUUUUGUUUCCAGACGACGGAAAUAACUAUUCCAAAUUUACUCGUUUAUCUUUAUGUCGGAGUACCGGGAGUAACUCUUAGCAUUUGCUACUUUUGUGUUUUUAAAAAAUUGCGACUUCAUCGCCAAACUGUUCAAAACAAUAUUCAAUCGGCUUCUUUGUCCACAAUGGCUACUCAGAGGGAUAUCAAAAUUACCAAGAUCCUUUUUAUCACAGUUAUAGCUUUCUUGGCUUGUUGGACACCAAUCCUUAUCAUAGAUUUUGUCGACACAUUUCAAGGUGACGUAACUUUUCCCAGGGAGAUAUAUGUUUUGUAUCUCUAUCUGGGAAAUCUUUCUGGGGCAAUCAACCCACUUAUAUACGGAGUAUUCAAUAAAAACUUCCGGGAGGAAUAUAUCAAGUUUUUUUCCUACGCAAAAAGAAAACGUAGAAUUAAGAGCAUUCAAGAAGCUUCAGAGGGAAGAUCUACUGAAUUGUUUACACGUUCAAACAAACACCCGAGGGGCAGGUGAAAAAAAAAAACAUGAAACCUGACAUGAGACGAUGCAAUGAGGUUUCAUGCUUUGUUAAUAAGGUGGAAACCGGCUCCACAUGUAUUGGCGUCUCCAAUAUUCAUAUGUAAAAUACAUGAAAAUAUACACUGAAAAUACCCUUAAUUUACUGACUGCAAAAAAUAUAUCAAACAAUUACAACACUCUUUCAAUUUCCUUUUAUAAGAAUUUUUUUCGGCCCAGCCUGAACGUUCUUGUAUUUCUGCCAAUUUUAUGCUCGAAAUAUUCUUGUAUUAUUCUCAAAUUAUAGCUUAUGACAUUUUCCUUCUAGAAUGCAGUCGGGUAUCAACAUCCGUUAGUGUAGUUUUUUUUUCUUUUGUUUGCUAGUUUUGCUGUUUAGAGAAAGACAGUAGUACUAUAAUUUUAUACUGGUAAGUUAAUAGUGAACAUGUAAUUGUAUAAAUUGUAUUUACAGAUUUUCAACUCGCAAAAUUAUAUACCUCCUUUUCAAAAUAUCGACCUCACGUUUAUUCUUGAAGUAUAUUUAUAAUUUCGCCAAUUUUUAGCCUCGAUAUUCUUAAUCCCCCCCUCAUAAUCCUCUAUGUGGAAGAUCCCUCAAAAGUGGCAUUCCAAAAGCUGUACCCAAGUGUCAUAAACGUCCCAUCCGCAAUAACAUUUUGAAUCCAAGCGUAAUAAAGGUCCUAUCUGUAUAAUAGAGAGUUUUAGAUUCGAGUUUACCGCGAACCUCUAACCACGGUUUGCGGUUACCCGUGUGCGGUUCGACGUUCAAACAUAAUUCGAUUUAGAUUGGCAGUGGAUUAGAUUACGGCCGCCAUUUUGAAUCAGCAGCCAUGAAUGGCACUUGUUUUCAAGAUCAAAUAGGAUUUAUCAUAUUCAGCAUUUUGCCCGAAUUUGUGCCUCUGUUAAUGGAUAAAGACUUGCUCCACAAUAUUUUUGUAUCAUUACGUGGGAUAAAACAAGAAAUAUACGCUAAAAGCUUUCAG